AUGCUAGUGACCUAUCUGGAAGUCAGCCGGGACCUUUGCGAGACGGACUCAAUUCUUUUUGGCGCCACACUGGCAGUAUGCCGUAUUAUUAGCGCCAAACUUCCCAUGGCUGGACGUGCUACUCAAAAAAGUGGCGCCAUCCCGGCCUGGAGAAGAAGAAUCGAGGACAGUAUUGCAAAGGCAAGGGCCCUUAUUGGCAGACUGACAAGCUUCAGGUCGGGUAAUAAUAGCCCGAGAGUUGUGCGCACCGUUAGAAUGGCGUUUGCUGGGACAAAUAUUAGUUUGUCACAGCCGGAUAUCACGCAGAAACUAACGGAGCGCAUAGAUGGACUGAAGCAAAAAAUCGCUGCUUGGGGGAAGCAGAUUCGACGAUUCAGCGAGAGGUCAAGGCGGUUCAACCAGAAUCGUCUCUUCCAGAGUGAUCAGAAGAGACUCUAUAAAUCAUUGGAGUGA
Messenger RNA from Parnassius apollo (apollo), 453 nucleotides. The record is from the annotation of a GenBank genome assembly. NCBI's taxonomy places the organism in Eukaryota, Metazoa, Arthropoda, Insecta, Lepidoptera, Papilionidae.